UAGAGCUGAUUUAUUAACUCACCGUCUUCGUCAUGACAAUACGACUCACUGAUCAUGUUCUAGAGUAUGGCCAAUUCGACAUUGACGUGGGUCGAGAUCAGUGGCGCCAAGCACCUGCGGCUUUUCAAGGAAUAGCUUCCAUCCUGACGACAGCUAUCAUCUUCGCGUCUCCCAGCCCACCAGCUCAACCACGAAAAAAAAGAUGACCGACAUAACGCCCCUCUUCUCCACGCUUCUGACACAAAAACAUGCACCGGCAAUACCACCAAAGCGCUCACCGCCCCCACCGGCCGACGAAUUCCUCAAAGAAGCCUACCGAAUAGCAACACAUAUCUCCUCGCUCCUAUCGCACCUACAAACAACCCGGCAAUCGUACCUCUCUACCGCGCGUUCGCCGAGCAGUAAUCACUUGACCGACGCCCAUCGCGAUGGGCUCGACGCAGAGACCAAGACGAUAAUCCGGUCGACGCUGGCACUCAUCGGUCGACUGGAGUCUGCGGAAAAGGUCCGGGUGCAAACCGAGACACGAUUGUUCCGGCAGCGACACUCGACGCUGAAAAGCCUGUUCGAGGACGAGAGCAAGAAGGAGAGGGAGGAGGCUGGGAUGCGUGUAGUUACCGCGCAUAGAGAGGGCGUGAUAUGGUUCUUGAAGAAUCGGCUCGAGAAGGCGAGUGAGGAGCAAAGGGAACGGCAAGAGAUUAGGCUGCAGAGGCAGAUUGAGCGCGGGAAAAGUCUGCUGCACAAGGCACCUGUGUCCGCCGGCGGAGUGCCGCCGGCCAGUAGGAGUGUAGUCAUGCAGGAGGAAGAGGAGGAGACUAGGAGGGCUGUCGAGGAAUUGAGUCCCGAUCAACUUCGGAUCUUCGAGAAGGAGAACGAGGGGAUGUUGAAACACUAUGAAGACACCCUUGAGCAAGUCCGCACCGCCGAGAACUCCCUCCUCGAGAUAUCCUCCCUGCAAACACAACUUGCCACAAAUCUCGCGACGCAGAACAGCCACAUCGAUAAUCUCCUGAUGGAUUCCAUGCAGACUGCCGAGGACGUAAAUCGAGGAAAUAAGGAACUCAAGAAAGCCGCCGAAAAAACCUCGAUGGCCCGGUCGGCUUUCUUCGGCACUGUGGUGUUUUGUGGAGUCGUUUUUGUAUGGGAUUGGUUUAUUUGAGAGCUACUCAUAACAGAGGCGGAAGACGACAAUUGAUGUUGAGUGAAUAUAUGGUAAUCUAGUGAGAGAGGGUCGCGAAUGCCUAUAGUACGGUUUUCCCAUGUGAAGUGCUUGUUAUACACGAACAAUUACGCCUCCAAUCUAAAAGCCUUUGACCCGUUUCCCUAACCUGGCCAUCACUCCACUCGCCAAUCCCAUUUCCUU
This is a messenger RNA of Tricharina praecox, 1363 nucleotides long. Its product is annotated as snare-complex protein syntaxin-18 N-terminus-domain-containing protein. The coding region runs from base 203 to 1159 and encodes 318 amino acids. The transcript has 3 exons. Gene Ontology annotation, cellular component: SNARE complex; endoplasmic reticulum. Lineage: Eukaryota; Fungi; Ascomycota; Pezizomycetes; Pezizales; Pyronemataceae. Gene Ontology annotation, biological process: retrograde vesicle-mediated transport, Golgi to endoplasmic reticulum. The record is from RefSeq and is a predicted model, not a curated record.